GAGGCCGGUGGGGAGGCCCGGGGUGAGGGGACUUUCGCUUUGGCGACGCUGUGUGAACGGGCGGCAGUUUCAGCCUGUUGGUUCCGACUGUCACAGUGUCUGAGAUUGUUCCAUUACUGUUGGACAAGGUUUGAAGGCAGUUCUGGGAUAUUGUUUUUGCUUUAUUGAAAUUCCAAGAGAUGGAAAAGCAACACUGGCUUCAGGAAUUGUUUCCUCCCCGCUUCAGUGCUGAGGACCUCUUUGUUAGAGAUAACUCGCAGGUCUUGCUGCUCUCUGAACGCUUUGCUGCCAGCAGAGCGAAAAGAAUUGAAUGUAUUUACCAGCAGGAAAUUAAGUAUUUUCAAGAACAAAAGAAAACAAAGCGAAAAGCCCACAUUAAAGGGCUGAUUGUACAUGAAGUGAAUCCUGUCAAAGAUCAGAUUGGUCAGAAUCACCUUCAGCUGCACAAGUCAGACAAUUCAUGUAAAACUCCCACUCACAGAAUGGAAGAGCAGUGCAUCCGGAGUGCUGGGGAACAAAAAGUUUCAUGUCAAACAACAUGUCAAGAUAUGGAGCAAUGCAAGAUGAAAGCACAACUGGCUCUUGCCCAUUCACAAAUGGCAGAGCUGAAAGCAAAUUGCAAGGAACUAGCAAAGAGUCUGGAAAUGAAGGGGACUGAGCUGUGCAAAGCCCAACAAGAAUUACAGGACAAAGCUCUAAAGCACAUUCAUAACGUCCAAGAAAUUUGUGCAAAAGAUUUACAAAUUCAAGGCCUCAGAGAAGAUCUCUGGAAUGAACUGAUGAAUGCAAGUAAGCUGAGAUCAGAAGUGCAUCGAGCCAGGCUAGAAGCUCAAGAACUCCAACUGGGUAAGGAGAGGCUCCUCUCAUCUUUGGAGCAGCAGGCAUUGCAAUAUCAGUUGGAAAAGACAGUCUUGGUGGAGAAGAUAAAAGAACAAUCUGUAAUUGAGCUGAAGAAACUGCAAAUGGAACUGGAUGUGGUGAAAGCUGAACUACGAGCAGAAAAGCAUCAACAUGUUCGAAGCAAGAAAGAUCUUGAGUUGUUGCGCAAACAUUUUGCUAGUUUACUUUCUUCAAACCCUGCUGAAGCUUUUAACAUUGAAUUUCUGAAUAAAUGAAAUAACUCUGCUUGUUUUGCAAUCAACAUCAGUUGGGUUCAAUUGAUUCAUGCAGCUACAAAUUUCUUGGUUGAUGGCAAUUAGAGUUAAAUUGAUUUUAAGCAUUUAACAUUUUUGUUGACUGAAUACAAACCAAAAUCUAAAUUUCUGGAGAGAUCUGGUCACUUCUGACAAAUAUUUGUAAUCAUUGAAUUCUACGGAACAAAGUGGCUAUUUGGUCCAUCAUGUCUGUGCCAGGUGCUGUGACCUCAGUACAAACCUGCAGUGAAAGUUGCUGUCAACCUGUUAACUGCAGAGUAAUUAAUGUGGCUGUACAGAACAGAAAUGUGGACCGAUGGCAAUGCACCGGAUAAAACCAUAGGCAUUACCUUUUCUUUGUUUUUUAUAUAAGAUAAUGGCUGCAUAAGUAAA
Molecule: messenger RNA, 1526 nt
Organism: Pristis pectinata (smalltooth sawfish)
Lineage: Eukaryota; Metazoa; Chordata; Chondrichthyes; Rhinopristiformes; Pristidae
Gene: ccdc160
Product: coiled-coil domain containing 160
Exons: 1
Coding region: 180-1115 (311 amino acids)
Source: RefSeq, a predicted model, not a curated record